CGAGGGGGCGGGCGCACACAGACACACAGCUUUCGGACGGUGAUAAUAACGCUCCAGAAACGCCGCUCCUCGCUCCUUGGCAACGUGCAGACGCGCAGCGGCUACGGUGUUGCCCUUGACAUCGCCAUCGUCAUCGGCAUCGGAGGGUCGGUGACGCGGCCCAACCGCUUCUGAAGCCGGUGCCCCACGGCCCACGGGGCACCUUGUAUGCCACCGUCACGUCUAUGUAGGGGGCCACCUGUCCUUGUCCCCACUGGCAGUGUCACAACGACCACAAUCUCUCUGUCCCGGGAGUCCGUCCUUUCUGCUCUGUCGUUACUGAAACCCAGCGAGCACCACUUCCCAUCUGCUCGUGUCAGUCAGUUCCUCGGCUGUGCCGUGAGUGGCGGCGGCAGGGAGCGGCGCAGCGCAGCGCAGAAGCAGCGGAGUGGCCCAGGCGAUGGCGCCGAGGGACCCCAAGGAGGACGGCUUCGGCGUGGGCGGCGCGGCGGAUCCGGAGGCCGACAUCGAGGCCCCGCUGCUGGUUUCCUCCGGAUCAUCGUUCCUCCUGGACCCGGCGCUCGAGGACGGCGGCGGCGGCGACGAGGAGCAGCGCCGCCGCCGCCGCCGGUUCCUCCACGGCAGCCACACGCACUCCAACACCACCUCCCAGGUCGCGCUCGUCGGCGCCGACGUCUGCCCCAUCGAGAGCCUCGACUACGAGCUGAUCGAGAACGACGUGUUCAAGCAGGACUGGAGGGCGCGGGGACGGGGCCACAUCCUGCGCUACGUGGCGCUCAAGUGGGCCCUCUGCUUCCUCGUCGGUGCCCUCGCAGCCGCCGCCGGCUUCGUCGCCAACCUCGGCGUCGAGAAUGUCGCCGGCGCCAAGUUCGUCGUCACCUCCGACCUCAUGUUGGACGGCAGACACGGCUCGGCGUUCGCGGUGUUCCUGGCGUCCAACUUUGCGCUCACCAUGUUAGCCGCGGUGCUGACGGUGUACGUGGCGCCUGCGGCUGCCGGAUCCGGAAUCCCGGAGGUGAAGGCCUACUUGAACGGUGUUGAUGCCCCCAACAUAUUCUCACUGAAAACUCUGAUAGUGAAGAUUGUGGGAUGCAUUGCGGCAGUAUCAUCAUCACUGCAUGUGGGAAAAGCUGGGCCACUUGUACACACAGGCGCAUGCAUUGCAUCAAUACUUGGGCAAGGUGGGUCACGUAAAUAUCGUAUGACAUGUAGGUGGCUCAGGUACUUCAAGAAUGAUAGGGAUCGGAGGGACCUUGUUACUUGUGGUUCUGCUGCUGGUAUUGCUGCUGCUUUCCGGGCGCCGGUUGGUGGAGUCCUUUUUGCUCUGGAAACAGUAUCUUCAUGGUGGAGGAGUGCUCUACUAUGGCGAGCCUUUUUCACAACAGCAAUGGUCGCUGUUGUGCUUAGGGCAUUGAUAGACUUCUGUCAAAGUGGCAAGUGUGGUUUGUUUGGGAAAGGUGGCCUUAUAAUGUUUGAUGUGACAGCAGAUUAUGUCACCUACCAUUUGAUUGAUUUACCUCCAGUAAUCACUUUAGGGGUUUUUGGAGGAAUACUGGGGAGUUUGUACAACUUUUUCCUGGACAAGGUUCUCCGUCUCUACAACCUUAUCAACGAGAAAGGAAAAGCUUACAAACUACUACUCGCUGCAACAGUCACUGUUUGUACAUCAUGUUGUCUAUUUGGCUUGCCAUGGAUUGCUGCUUGCAAACCUUGUCCAACUGACACUAGAGAAGCUUGUCCAUCAAUAGGCCGUUCUGGUAAUUUCAAGAAAUUCCAAUGUGCAACAGAUGAAUACAAUGAUUUGGCUAGCCUAUUCUUCAACACAAAUGAUGACACUAUUAGAAACCUCUACAGUGCUGGCACUGAUGAUGAAUUCCACAUUUCGUCCAUCCUUGUGUUCUUUAUUGCAUCGUAUUUUUUGGGCAUCUUCAGCUAUGGCCUUGCUUUACCAUCUGGCCUUUUUGUGCCAGUUAUUUUAACUGGUGCAGCUUACGGCCGUCUGGUAGGCAUGUUGAUUGGGUCACAGUCAACUUUAGAUCAUGGUCUUUUUGCAGUUCUCGGCUCUGCUGCUCUGUUAGGUGGAUCAAUGCGGAUGACUGUUUCAGUUUGUGUUAUCAUCCUAGAACUGACUAAUAAUCUGCGUAUGCUUCCUUUGGUAAUGCUUGUCCUUCUCAUAUCAAAGGUGGUGGCAGAUGCGUUCAAUGCAAACGUCUAUGAUUUGCUUGUUAGAUUGAAAGGGUUUCCACACCUUGAAGGUUAUGCUGAACCAUACAUGAGGCAACUGUCAGUCAGUGAUGUUGUAACUGGUCCUCUACAGACAUUCAAUGGCAUAGAGAAGGUCGGCCAUAUAGUUCAUGUCUUAAAGACAACUGGCCACAACGGUUUCCCUGUGGUUGAUGAGCCACCAUUUUCAGAUACCCCUACAUUGUAUGGUCUAAUUCUUCGAGACCACCUGCUUGUUCUAUUGAGGAAGAAGGAUUUCAUCCGUAGUUGCACAGCGUCUACACUGAAUGCUUUAAACCAUUUCUCACAUGCUGAGUUUGCUAAACGUGGAUCAGGAAAACAUGACAGGAUUGAGGACAUUGAAUUAUGUCCAGAAGAACUGGAAAUGUUUGUAGACUUGCAUCCAUUCACAAACACAUCUCCAUAUACUGUCCUUGAGACUAUGUCUUUGGCUAAGGCUCUUAUACUUUUCCGUGAAGUUGGAUUGAGACAUCUUCUGGUUCUACCAAAAUCUUCUAAGAGGGCACCUGUUGUCGGCAUACUAACAAGACAUGAUUUCAUGCCUGAACAUAUAUUGGGCCUUCAUCCUUUCCUCUUUAAGAGUAGAUGGAAGAAGGUGCGACUUGGCAAGGUAAAAGUUACCAACAUAUUUUGAAGCUUGCUGGUGACUGGUGAUUUGGGGAGGUCACCGAAGGAUCAUCCGAAGCUGUAUACCUGGUGUCAAAUCACGUAUUUUGCAGAGAAUAACUCAACUUGAAAACUAGUGGAUCUUACUUCAAGAAAAUAAUUUCGUUGUAAAUGCUAAGAAGGGGAUGGAACAUGGCUGCUAAGUGCUAACAAGUUAUUUUCCCACGAACAAGAGGAAUCUCACUGUAAAUUUAUUAUGCAUACUUUAGCUAACCUUUGAAAACAAAUGCUAUCUGUAGUGCCUAGAUGCAUUCCUUAUUAGGCCCAUCAGUGCAAAAGUAACUUCAGUUCCAUCCUCCAUUCAUAUAGGCUACUCAAAAUAGCUGCUCAUAUCCUGCAUAUGGUGUGAUAAAUACAAUGUAUUUCCUCAGCUUUGUUCCAUAGCUUCUUUUUGCAAUA
Molecule: messenger RNA, 3309 nt
Organism: Zea mays
Lineage: Eukaryota; Viridiplantae; Streptophyta; Magnoliopsida; Poales; Poaceae
Product: chloride channel G
Exons: 7
Coding region: 440-2878 (812 amino acids)
Biological process (GO): chloride transport; transmembrane transport
Cellular component (GO): plant-type vacuole membrane; intracellular membrane-bounded organelle
Molecular function (GO): voltage-gated chloride channel activity
Source: RefSeq, a predicted model, not a curated record